UAUUUUAUUUGGUGUACGCAUUUAUUUAACUUUUCGAACACAAAAUGUGCACAAAAUUCUCGUCGGACUCGAAUGACUGAGUCGUUCACAGUAAAUCCUACGAAAACAAAUUCAAAGCAAGCAAGAACUUUGAUUAAUUAAAAAUACCACAAGCACUGCAAAUUUGCUGAGAAAGCGUCCGAGGCGGCGCAAAAUUCCAACAACCCAAGAAGAGCAACAAAAUAAAAAACAACAACAAAAGCUACAACUACAACAAUUACAACAGCGCGAGCUGCGCAGCUGGCGCGAGAGUUUUGCAGUUGGAUUGGAUUGGUCAGCUUCAUUAAAAAUAAAACAAAAAUCAAAUAAUACAAUCAGCAGCAAAAACGGGAAAAAGCAAACUACAAAAUUGUGCAGCAAAUCAUCGAAAUGGAAUUGAGCAUCGGAAAUCUCAAGCAUAGAGCCAGCAGCAACAGCAACUCGGAUAACUGUAGCAACGAAUUUGAAUCAACAUCAUUUUGUUGUCAGCAACAGUUAACCAAUGAGAAUCGUAACAACGAGCAAAUCCAACUAGACAGCGGCAAAACAACAGCCACAACUAAAUUAACAACAACAACAACAGCUAGAGAGAAUAACGCCGUAGCCGAAGGAGCUACAGCAACAACAAAUACAACAACAACUAGUGCUGCUAAGAUAGCCGUCCAAACAGAAACUGUCAAUGCUUGCAAUUGCAACUGCAAUAGCAACAAGCGCAGCAACAACAGCGACGUCAACACCAACAACAUCAAUAGCAAUUGCUAUUAGAUCGAACAAUUUCAACUAAAAAACGUAACUAAACAAUAGUCAAAAUAGGUAAUCAACAGCAACAUCACCGAAAACCGGCCAGCACUAACCAACCACCAGCAAGUCAACGAAAUAACCAGAAAGUCAACAAU
Messenger RNA from Drosophila busckii, 914 nucleotides. RefSeq names its product 3',5'-cyclic-nucleotide phosphodiesterase regA-like. The transcript is spliced from 2 exons. Lineage: Eukaryota; Metazoa; Arthropoda; Insecta; Diptera; Drosophilidae. Bases 409 to 783 code for a protein of 124 amino acids. The record is from RefSeq and is a predicted model, not a curated record.